AUUGGAUAGAGAUACAUGGCGUCAAAAUCCCAUUUCGUUUUGUUCUUCACUUCUCUUUUAUUCCCAUUUUCUACAAAACACAAAACAAACGCCUUCCUUAUCUCUGUCCUUCCGCCAUUGCUGCUGCUGGAGGUGGACGACCAGCCGCCUUCCCCUUUCCUUGUUCCUCUCCCCCUUCUUCCUCAACCUCAACCAAUCAUAACCCAUCUCCCCAAAAACCACUUUACAUGAGAUUCCAUUCCUAUCCACAAUUUUUCUUCAGACGCCAUUGUUGUGCUCACUUCGAAGCAGACUUGUGCCAACGAGUUUGGUUUUGAUUAUCAUCCAAUCUCUUAACUUCAUGGUGCCCGUCCAUGGCGGAUUCAUGUUUUAUCAUUUCCACCAGGUAAUUGAUGAUCGGAAGAUUGAGGAUGAACCACUGCGUUCCUGAUUUUGAAAUGGCCGACGACUUCUCUCUCCCAACAUUCUCUAAUUUAACCAGGCCGAGAAAAUCGUCUCUGCCGGAUGACGACGUGGUGGAGCUGCUAUGGCAGAACGGCCAAGUGGUGACGCACAGCCAGAACCAGAGGUCGCUCCGUAAAUCUCCGCCGUCCAAAUUUGACGUUUCGAUUCCGCAAGAUCAGGUAGCGACAAGAGAGAUCCGGCCGUCGUCUCAAUUGGAGGAACCUCAUGAACUUUUUAUGCAAGAAGAUGAAAUGGCCUCUUGGCUCAACUAUCCACUCGUUGAGGAUCAUAAUUUCUGCUCCGACCUCCUCUUCCCCGCCAUCACCGCUCCUCUUUGCGCCAAUCCUCAACCUGAGCUCCGACCGUCUGCAACGGCGACGCUCACUCUCACGCCGCGGCCGCCGAUUCCGCCCUGCCGGAGGUCUGAAGUGCAACCCUCUGUGCAGUUCUCGAGGAACAAGGCAACAGUUGAAUCUGAGCCAUCCAAUUCAAAGGUCAUGGUCAGGGAAUCGACGGUGGUUGACUCUUGCGACACGCCGUCUGUGGGGCCGGAAUCUAGGGCUUCGGAGAUGGCAAGGAGGAAGCUUGUGGAGGUGGUGAAUGGCGGCGGUGUGCAGUACGAGAUCGCUCGUGGUGGCGAUAGAGUCGGAGGUGUGUCGGUAGGCGGCGACGGCGGCGUCGGAGAGAAAGAAAUGAUGACUUGUGAAAUGACUGUCACUUCGUCCCCUGGCGGCUCUAGUGCCAGCGCCGAGCCCCCUUGUCUGAAACUAGCAGUCGAUGACCGGAAGCGCAAAGGAAGAGCUCUCGAAGAUACCGAAUGUCAAAGCGAGGAUGUUGAAUACGAAUCUGCUGGUCCGAAGAAACAAUUGUGGGGGGCAACAUUGACGAAACGAUCUCGUGCUGCUGAGGUUCACAACCUCUCGGAGAGGAGACGUCGGGACCGGAUAAACGAGAAGAUGAAGGCUUUACAGGAACUUAUCCCUCGAUGCAACAGGACCGAUAAGGCUUCGAUGUUGGAUGAAGCAAUCGAGUACUUGAAGACGCUUCAGUUACAAGUGCAGAUGAUGUCGAUGGGAUGUGGAAUGAUGCCGAUGAUGUUCCCGGGUGUUCAGCAAUACUUGCCACCACCAAUGGGGAUGGGAAUGGGGAUGGGCAUGGGCAUGGGAAUGGAAAUGGGCAUGAACAGACCAAUGAUGCAAUUUCAUAAUCUCUUGGCUGGUUCAAACUUGCCAAUGCAAGCUGGAGCCACAGCAGCAGCUCAUAUGGGACCGAGAUUCCCUCUCCCUCCCUUUGCAAUGCCUCCUGUUCCUGGUAAUGAUCCAUCCCGAGCUCAAGCAGCAAAUAAUCAACCGGAUCCGAUGGCUAACUCAGUAGGAACACAAAAUACAACCCCACCUUCAGUUUUGGGUUUUCCUGAUUCUUAUCAGCAGUUUCUUAGCUCGACCCAGAUGCAGUUUCAUAUGACACAGCCUCUACAGAAUCAGCAACCAGUACAACCGAAUACGAAUAGACCAUGUACUAGCAGGGGUCCUGAAAACCUUGAGAAUCAUCAAUCAGGUUAAUAUUUAAAUGAAUGGACUCAAGAAACACACUUGCCAGGCACGUUUUGGCGCAUAUCAGAGCGUCGAAAGCUUUGAACAUGCGCAUCUGCUGCUUGCUAAUACAAUAUAUUUCACAAAUAACAUGUAACGGCCACAUCCCUGUAAAUAUAAAUCUACACCCCUUUUACGUUUUUGAUCUUACUAUAUAUUUCAUGCCAUCAUCGUCCUUUUCCUGACUUGUUUCUGUUAGAUUGUGAUAGAAAGAAAGUAGAGUUACAGAUGGUCAUGGGAAUCCGUUGCUUUUACACGAAACUAUUGUGUUGCAUUUCGUCGGGGUCGGGUCCAGAAUGAUGAUGCUGAUAGAUCCAACUUGGUGUGGUCAAUUAUCGUCAUCAACGUCAUUGAGAGGCAUCAAAGUAUUCCAAACUCCAACUUCAGAGCCAUUUCCAUGUUUUUCCCUGGACCAUGGUUUCUACUGCAUGAUAUAUAUAUAUAUUCUUCAAAGUUGUUGCUCAAAAUUCAUUUUGUUUCAUCAUAAUAAAACUUGUUUCCUACCCAUCUCCACUUGCACUUGGAAUAUAAACUCUCAAUCAGCCAUGGAGAGAUCUCCAUAGGUAUUUUGUUUCUUUUUUAAAUUUUGUUUUUGUGCUUUUUCCACUGAAUUUUUGAAAGUUAUUUGGAAGUGGAAGAUCAGCAAAUUCACUGUAAAGAUGAGAGAACCCUCAAUUUUCUUUGGGAGAUGAGAGAGUGUGAACUAGGGGCAUUUUUGGAAUUGUAACUUUAUUUUUUUCCUUUCUUUUGUUUUCUUUUUCUUUUUUUCUUUUUUAUGGUGGUGGGGGGAAUAGUUUUUGGUAUGGAACCAUUGAAGGUGACAUUCCCCUAAUGCAAUAAAAAAUCCAUAUCUUUUCUAUUA
This is a messenger RNA of Benincasa hispida (wax gourd), 2898 nucleotides long. RefSeq names its product phytochrome interacting factor 3-like 5 (gene PIL5). NCBI's taxonomy places the organism in Eukaryota, Viridiplantae, Streptophyta, Magnoliopsida, Cucurbitales, Cucurbitaceae. The record is from RefSeq and is a predicted model, not a curated record. Gene Ontology annotation, molecular function: protein dimerization activity; DNA-binding transcription factor activity. Gene Ontology annotation, biological process: regulation of DNA-templated transcription.